AUGUUGGCACCUUCGGAAACUCAACUUUUAGAUAUUAUUCAAAAAAUUGCAAUCGUUAGUAAUGUCGAAGUUACUGCAAAGAAGGUUGAUAAAAUUCUCUUAGAUGGACUCAACAACUUACAUAUAAUUUGCGAUUUCGAUGCAACGAUGACACGGUAUUACAAAAAUAAAGACAGAAAAGAACGUAAUCCUGGUUCUCAUUUGAUAUUAUCAUCAAGUUCACGAUUAACCGAUGAAUUUAAAGAAGAGACAAAGUUAUUACUUGAAAAAUAUUAUCCAAUUGAAAUUAAUCCGAAAUUAACAAAAGAACAAAAAAUACCCUAUAUGGUUGAAUGGUGGAAUAAAGCCCAUGAAUUAUUAAUUAAACAACAAAUUAAUAUAGAUGAUUUUGCCACCAUGGUAGAUGAAACUCCAGUUGAAAUGAGAAGUGGUUUAAAAGAAUUGAUUGAUAAAUGUAAAGAGAAAAAAGUACCUUUUCUGAUAUUUUCUGCUGGAAUAGGAAAUGUUAUUGAACAGGUUCUAAUUCGAAAAAAUCUUUACCAUCGAGAAAACAUGCAUAUCGUAUCCAAUCAAAUGAAAUUUAAUCUAGAAACAGGAAUAUGUGAUGAUUUUACGGAACCAACCAUUCACAUAUUUAACAAAUCUGAAAUUGCUGUCAAACAUUCCCCUUACCAUACAACAAUUGAAAAUAGAAGAAAUGUAAUUUUACUUGGAGAUUCCAUUGGAGAUCUACACAUGGCGGAUGGAAUUGAACAUGAUGUUUGUUUAACUAUCGGAUUUUUAAAUCAUGAUGUUGAUAAUUUAUUAAAAUCUUAUUUAGAAAAUUUUGAUGUCGUUGUAAUUGAUGAUGGUCCCAUGGAUGUUGUUAAUAUAAUUCUGCAAGAAAUUGACAUAUCGGAGAAGAAAAUUUAA
Messenger RNA from Funneliformis caledonium, 912 nucleotides. The record is from the annotation of a GenBank genome assembly. Lineage: Eukaryota; Fungi; Glomeromycota; Glomeromycetes; Glomerales; Glomeraceae.